GUGGCUUUUUCAUCUUUGGAGUCUCUACUACUAAUCUCCGGUCUCCUCGUCUCGUUUCGACGUUUCCUCUUCGUCCCACCGGUGACGUCAGUACCGUCACCCAUCCUCACCGGCUGCCGGCACCCGCCCGCCGCUGAUCGCCGCCGCCGUGCCACGACCCCUCGUGGGUUUAGAUCAGGCCCAAAUCGCGAGCCGCGCUCGCACGCCUAGCGCGAUGGCGCACCCGAUGUACGGCUCCGGGCCGCUCCGAUCCAGGAACGCGGCAAACUCGGACGAAAUCCAGCUGCGGAUCGACCCGGUGCACGGGGACCUCGACGAGGAGAUCGAUGGGCUGCACUCCAGGGUCCGCAUGCUCAAAGGGGUGGCCCAGGAGAUAAAUUCUGAAGCCAAGUUCCAGAAUGAUUUUCUUCAUGAACUGCAAAUGACCCUUGCAAAAGCUCAGGCUGGAGUGAAGAACAACAUGCGGAGGUUGAACAAGAGCAUCAUCCAGCAGGGCUCAAACCAUGUUCUCCAUGUUGUCCUCUUUGCACUGUUUUGCUUCUUCGUUGUCUACCUCUUGUCAAAGUUCUCUAGAAGAUAGUUCCCGUCUUCGAUGGGAAAAUCUAGGAUACCAUGACUUGUAUGUAGUCUAAAGAAGAAAAAUGCUAUUGUACUUCUGGCUGGCCUUGUAUCCUCAGUCUUUUUGUCGAAAUUCGAAACAAACCAGAAAAGGAAACACAAAGAUUAGUCUAACCUCAUCCACUGAUCCGUAUGA
Molecule: messenger RNA, 754 nt
Organism: Sorghum bicolor (sorghum)
Lineage: Eukaryota; Viridiplantae; Streptophyta; Magnoliopsida; Poales; Poaceae
Product: bet1-like protein At4g14600
Exons: 4
Coding region: 215-580 (121 amino acids)
Source: RefSeq, a predicted model, not a curated record